GAGCGGCGGGGGGCGGCGGGGGGAGCCGGCCGCGCAGGGCGGCGGAGCGCCGGGAGCCCCGGACAUGUCCAGGCGGAAGCAGGCGAAGCCGCGCUCGGUGAAAGUCGAAGAGGGGGAGGCCUCAGACUUCUCGCUGGCCUGGGACUCCUCGGUGACAGCCUCAGGAGGCCUAGAAGGAGAACCAGAGUGUGACCAGAAAACCAGCCGGGCGCUGGAGGACAGGAACAGCGUGACAAGUCAAGAGGAGAGAAAUGAGGACGAUGAAGACAUGGAGGAUGAGUCAAUUUACACCUGCGAUCAGUGUCAGCAGGACUUCGAGUCGCUGGCGGACCUGACGGACCACCGGGCCCACCGCUGUCCUGGAGAUGGCGACGACGACCCACAACUCUCCUGGGUGGCCUCGUCUCCCUCCAGCAAGGAUGUUGCGUCACCCACGCAGAUGAUCGGGGAUGGGUGUGACCUGGGCCUGGGUGAGGAGGAAGGUGGCACAGGCCUGCCGUACCCUUGCCAGUUCUGCGACAAGUCCUUCAUCCGCCUGAGCUACCUGAAGAGGCACGAGCAGAUCCACAGCGACAAGCUGCCGUUCAAGUGCACCUACUGCAGCCGCCUCUUCAAGCACAAGCGCAGCCGCGACCGCCACAUCAAGCUGCACACGGGCGACAAGAAGUACCACUGCCACGAGUGCGAGGCGGCCUUCUCCCGCAGCGACCACCUCAAGAUCCACCUGAAGACGCACAGCUCCAGCAAGCCCUUCAAGUGCUCCGUGUGCAAGCGCGGCUUCUCGUCCACCAGCUCGCUGCAGAGCCACAUGCAGGCGCACAAGAAGAACAAGGAGCAUCUGGCCAAGUCCGAGAAGGAGGCCAAGAAGGACGACUUCAUGUGUGACUACUGCGAGGACACCUUCAGCCAGACGGAGGAGCUGGAGAGGCACGUGCUCAGCCGGCACCCGCAGCUGUCCGAGAAGGCCGACCUGCAGUGCAUCCACUGCCCGGAGGUCUUCGUUGACGAGAACACGCUGCUCGCCCACAUCCACCAAGCGCACGCCAACCAGAAGCACAAGUGCCCCAUGUGCCCCGAGCAGUUCUCCUCUGUGGAGGGUGUCUACUGCCACCUGGACAGCCACCGGCAGCCCGACUCCAGCAACCACAGCGUCAGCCCCGACCCCGUGCUGGGCAGCGUGGCCUCCAUGAGCAGCGCCACGCCGGACUCCAGUGCCUCGGUGGAGCGCGGCUCCACCCCAGAUUCCACCUUGAAGCCGCUGCGGGGCCAGAAGAAGAUGCGGGAGGACGGGCAGGGCUGGCCCAAGGUGGUCUAUAGCUGCCCCUACUGCACCAAGCGGGACUUUAACAGCCUGGCCGUGCUGGAGAUCCACCUGAAGACCAUCCACGUGGACAAGCCGCAGCAGAGCCACACGUGUCAGAUCUGCCUGGACUCCAUGCCCACCCUGUACAACCUCAACGAACACGUGCGCAAGCUGCACAAGAACCACGCCUACCCCGUGAUGCCGUUCGGUGGCAUCUCCGCCUUCCACUGCAACUACUGCCCGGAGAUGUUCGCCGACAUCAACAGCCUGCAGGAACACAUCCGCGUCUCCCACUGCGGCCCCAACGCCAACCCGCCUGACGGCAGCAACGCCUUCUUCUGCAACCAGUGCUCCAUGGGCUUCCUGACCGAGUCCUCCCUCACCGAGCACAUCCAGCAGGCCCACUGCAGCGUGGGCGGCGCCAAGCUCGAGUCCCCCGUGGCACGGCCCACGCAGUCCUUCAUGGAGGUCUAUUCCUGCCCCUACUGCACCAACUCGCCCAUCUUCGGCUCCAUCCUCAAGCUCACCAAGCACAUCAAGGAGAACCAUAAGAACAUCCCGCUGGCCCACAGCAAGAAGUCCAAGGCGGAGCAGAGCCCGGUCUCCUCCGACGUGGAGGUGUCUUCCCCAAAGCGGCAGCGGCUCUCGGUGAGCGCCGACUCCAUCUCCAAUGGCGAGUAUCCCUGCAAUCAGUGCGACCUCAAGUUCUCCAACUUCGAGAGCUUCCAGACCCACCUGAAGCUGCACCUGGAGCUCCUGCUGCGGAAGCAGGCCUGCCCUCAGUGCAAAGAGGACUUCGACUCCCAGGAGUCCCUGCUGCAGCACCUGACGGUGCACUACAUGACCACGUCGACCCACUACGUGUGCGAGAGCUGCGACAAGCAGUUCUCCUCAGUGGACGACCUGCAGAAGCACCUGCUGGACAUGCACACCUUCGUGCUCUACCACUGCACCCUGUGUCAGGAGGUCUUCGACUCCAAGGUGUCCAUCCAGGUGCACCUGGCGGUGAAGCACAGCAACGAGAAGAAGAUGUACCGCUGCACGGCCUGCAACUGGGACUUCCGCAAGGAGGCAGACCUGCAGGUGCACGUUAAGCACAGCCACCUGGGCAACCCGGCCAAGGCGCACAAGUGCAUCUUCUGCGGGGAGACCUUCAGCACGGAGGUGGAGCUGCAGUGCCAUAUCACUACGCACAGCAAGAAGUACAACUGCAAGUUCUGCAGCAAGGCCUUCCACGCCAUCAUCCUGCUGGAGAGGCACCUGCGGGAGAAGCACUGCGUGUUUGACGCCGCCACCGAGAACGGUACGGCCAACGGGGUGCCCCCCGCUGCCGCCAAGAAGGCCGAGCCUGCGGACCUGCAGGGCAUGCUGCUCAAGAACCCUGAGGCGCCCAACAGCCACGAGGCCAGUGAGGACGACGUGGACGCGUCGGAGCCCAUGUACGGCUGCGACAUCUGCGGGGCAGCCUACACCAUGGAGGUGCUCCUGCAGAACCACCGGCUGCGGGACCACAACAUCCGGCCGGGCGAGGACGAUGGCUCGCGCAAGAAGGCCGAGUUCAUCAAGGGCAGCCACAAGUGCAACGUGUGCUCGCGGACUUUCUUCUCGGAGAACGGGCUCCGGGAGCACCUGCAGACGCACCGGGGCCCCGCCAAGCACUACAUGUGCCCCAUCUGCGGCGAGCGCUUCCCCUCGCUGCUGACGCUCACCGAGCACAAGGUGACCCACAGCAAGAGCCUGGACACGGGCACCUGUCGCAUCUGCAAGAUGCCCCUGCAGAGCGAGGAGGAGUUCAUCGAGCACUGCCAGAUGCACCCUGACCUGCGCAACUCGCUCACGGGCUUCCGCUGCGUGGUCUGCAUGCAGACGGUCACCUCCACGCUCGAGCUGAAGAUCCAUGGCACCUUCCACAUGCAGAAGCUGGCGGGCAGUUCGGCCGCGUCCUCCCCCAACGGCCAGGGGCUGCAGAAGCUCUACAAGUGCGCCCUGUGCCUCAAGGAGUUCCGCAGCAAGCAGGACCUGGUGAAGCUCGACGUCAACGGGCUCCCCUAUGGCCUCUGCGCCGGCUGCAUGGCCCGCAGCGCCAACGGACAGGUGGGCGGCCUGGCCCCGCCCGAGCCCGCCGACCGGCCCUGCGCCGGCCUCCGCUGCCCCGAGUGUGGCGUCAAGUUUGAGAGUGCCGAGGACCUGGAGAGCCACGUGCAGGUGGACCACCGCGACCUCACACCAGAGACCAGUGGGCCCCGGAAAGGCACCCAGACGUCACCAGUGCCCCGGAAAAAGACGUACCAGUGCAUCAAGUGCCAGAUGACCUUCGAGAAUGAGAGAGAGAUCCAAAUCCACGUUGCCAACCACAUGAUCGAGGAAGGCAUCAACCACGAGUGUAAGCUGUGCAACCAGAUGUUUGACUCCCCGGCCAAGCUGCUCUGCCACCUCAUCGAGCACAGCUUCGAGGGCAUGGGCGGCACCUUCAAAUGCCCCGUGUGCUUCACAGUCUUCGUCCAGGCCAACAAGCUGCAGCAGCACAUCUUCGCGGUGCACGGGCAGGAGGACAAGAUCUACGACUGCGCGCAGUGCCCGCAGAAGUUCUUCUUCCAGACGGAGCUGCAGAAUCACACGAUGAGCCAGCACGCACAGUGAGGGACCGCUCGACAGGACACCUCUCCGCAGAAGGCUUGCCGGAGACGCCGUGCGGAGGGCCAUUUGAACAUUACAUCCAAUCAAAGUGUCAUUUGCAACCCAGAUGUAAAACUCUAAUGAUUUGGCCAUGAGGCG
Molecule: messenger RNA, 4078 nt
Organism: Pteronotus mesoamericanus
Lineage: Eukaryota; Metazoa; Chordata; Mammalia; Chiroptera; Mormoopidae
Gene: ZNF423
Product: zinc finger protein 423
Exons: 8
Coding region: 65-3943 (1292 amino acids)
Biological process (GO): regulation of transcription by RNA polymerase II
Cellular component (GO): chromosome; nucleus
Molecular function (GO): DNA-binding transcription factor activity, RNA polymerase II-specific; chromatin insulator sequence binding; sequence-specific DNA binding
Source: RefSeq, a predicted model, not a curated record